Messenger RNA from Lontra canadensis (Northern American river otter), 1416 nucleotides. It is a transcript of the gene ZNF444, whose product is annotated as zinc finger protein 444. Bases 185 to 1177 code for a protein of 330 amino acids. The transcript is spliced from 4 exons. Gene Ontology annotation, biological process: regulation of transcription by RNA polymerase II. The record is from RefSeq and is a predicted model, not a curated record. Lineage: Eukaryota; Metazoa; Chordata; Mammalia; Carnivora; Mustelidae. Gene Ontology annotation, molecular function: DNA-binding transcription factor activity, RNA polymerase II-specific; RNA polymerase II cis-regulatory region sequence-specific DNA binding.
CGGGGGGAACGGAAGGCUAGGUGUCUGAGUGUUGGGGGGAAGGGGACGGAUGAGUUUGGCGCAAAGCCUGCCGGGGUAUGGAGUCCCGGUGAGCUUUGUGCGCAUGUGCGACGAGUGAGGGGGCUUGGGGGGCCUCGUCUAGGAGAGUGAGGCGCUGCUGUCCCCGCAGGACUCGCAGACCCCCAUGGAGGUCCCGUCACCCCAGCCCGUGAAGCAGGAAGGCCAGACGGCCGAGGGCCUGACCCUGGACUCGCCGUGGCACCGCUUUCGCCACUUCCACCUGGGCGACGCGCCGGGUCCCCGCGAGGCGCUGGGGCUGCUGCGCGCCUUGUGCCGAGACUGGCUGCGGCCCGAGCUGCACACCAAGGAGCAGAUGCUGGAGCUGCUGGUGCUGGAGCAGUUCCUGAGCGCGCUGCCCGCCGACGUCCAGGCCUGGGUGUGCAGCCGGCGGCCCCGGAGCGGGGAGGAGGCCGUGGCCCUGCUGGAGGAGCUCUGGGGACCAGCAGUGAGGACACCUCAGCAUGUGACAGAAGGCUCUGGGGUGAGCGCUGGAAAGGAUGAUGUUGGGAUGAUGCCCUUAGGAGAUGCGACCCCCGGGGUGGAGGUGCUGGCGACGGGGGACGCCCAGGCCACGCGUCCCUACAAGCAGGAGCCGGGCAGCCCUCCACCGGCUCCCGCGGCCCCUGCGCCCGGCCUAUCCCCCUUCCUGGCGGCGGCGGCGGCGGCCCCGGGCACCACCUCCUGCCCCGAGUGCGGCAAGGCCGCCCUGAAGCCCGCGCACCUGCUGCGCCACCGGCAGAGCCACUCGGCCGAGAAGCCGCACGCCUGCCCCGAGUGCGGCAAGGCCUUCCGGCGCAAGGAGCACCUGCGGCGCCACCGCGGCACGCACCCCGGCGGCCCCGGGCCGGCCCUGCGCCCGCUGCCCGCGCGCGAGAAGCCGCACGCCUGCUGCGAGUGCGGCAAGACCUUCUACUGGCGCGAGCACCUGGUGCGCCACCGCAAGACGCACUCGGGGGCGCGGCCGUUCGCCUGCUGGCAGUGCGGCAAGGGCUUCGGGCGCCGCGAGCACGUGCUGCGCCACCAGCGCAUCCACGGCCGCGCGGCGGGCGGCGCGGGCGCGUGCGCGGCGGCGGGCCCCGGCGGCGGGGGCCCCUUCCCGGCCUGGCCGCUGGGGUAGCAGCCGCCGCGCCCGCCGCCCGGCCCCUCCCCGGCCCGCAGCCCCCUGCUCCUGCGCCGGCUCCAGUCGGAACCUUUGUUUCUUCGGCUCCUUCUGUCCCAGGCCACACGGCCCUAUCCGGUUGUCGCGGCCUGCCAGGCCGUCCCACUCCGUGCAGGUGCGCCCGCGAGCCCGCCGCCCCCGUCCUCUCCACCUGCCGUGCGGGGCCCAGCGAGGCCGGCCGGAGCCCAGGAGAGGAG